AUGAUAUGCACGUUUUAUCAAAAAUAACUAGUUUCUUUUUUCCAGAAUUUUGAUUUGUUUUACUCUGUAACUAAUCUCUCCAACAAUGGAUCCAGAAAAGGAUCGCCCUUCAAGUACACAUGAUUCUGCUCACUGGACAACGAAUGCAGGAGCUCCGGUUUGGAACAAUAAUAACUCUCUCACUGUCGGAGCCAAAGGUCCAAUCCUCUUGGAGGAUUACCAUCUAGUAGAGAAAAUUGCUAAUUUUGAUAGGGAGCGGAUCCCUGAAAGAGCUGUCCAUGCUAGGGGUGCUAGUGCAAAGGGUUACUUUGAGGUCACCCAUGAUGUUACUGAUUUAACAUGUGCUGAUUUUCUUCGAGAAAAAGGUGUCCAGACACCUAUAAUUGUUCGGUUCUCUACUGUUGUCCAUGAGCGUGGAAGUCCUGAAAGCCUUAGAGAUCCUCGAGGUUUUGCAGUGAAGUUCUACACCAGAGAGGGUAAUUUUGAUAUGGUGGGAAACAAUAUGCCUGUGUUUUUCGUACGUGAUGGGAUCAAAUUCCCAGACAUGGUUCAUGCUUUUAAACCCAAUCCGAAGACUAACCAGCAAGAAAAGUGGAGAAUCAUGGACUUCUUUUCCCACGUGCCCGAGAGUUUGCACAUGUUUACCUUUCUCCUGGAUGACGUAGGUAUUCCACAAGAUUACAGGCACAUGGAAGGAUUUGGAGUUAACACGUUCAGCCUUUUUAACAAGGCUGGGGAUGCACACCUAGUCAAAUUUCACUGGAAACCAAAAUGUGGAGUGAAGUGCUUGUUACCCGAGGAAGCCAUUAAGGUAGGAGGAACUUGUCACAGUCAUGCCACCAAAGAUCUCUAUGACUCAAUUGAAGCAGGAGAAUUUCCAGAGUGGGAACUUCUUAUGCAAGUUAUGGAUCCUGAACAAGAAGACAAGCUUGAUUUUGAUCCACUCGAUGUGACAAAGACUUGGCCUGAGGACAAGUUCCCCUUGAAGCCAGUGGGACGCAUGGUGUUGAACAAGAAUAUUGAUAACUUUUUUGCAGAAAAUGAACAGCUGGCGUUCUGCCCUGCUAUUGUCGUUCCUGGUAUCUAUUAUUCAGAUGAUAAGCUUCUUCAAACCCGAAUAUUUUCAUAUCCUGAUGCUCAGAGGUACCGUCUUGGGCCAAACUAUCUACAGCUUCCUGUCAAUGCUCCCAGGAAUGCUCAUCACAACAAUCACCAUGAUGGUAAAAUGAAUUUUAUGCACAGGAAUGAAGAGGUCAAUUACUUCCCAUCUAAGUUUGAUCCAGUACAGCACGCUGAUAAGUACCCCAUGCCUAAAUCUGUUGUGAAAGGAAUCCGUGAAAAGUGUGUGAUCGAAAAAGAGAACAACUUCUCACAGGCAGGAGAAAGAUACCGAUCAUUUGCUCAAGACAGGAAAGAACGAUUCAUCAACAUGGUGGUUGAUUUUUUGUCUGCUCCACGCGUUACUGAUGAGAUUCGCAAGAUAUGGAUCUCAAACUGGUCCCAGGCUGAUGAGUCUCUCGGUAAGGAGGUAGCAUCCCGCCUCAAAAUGAGCAGUUGAACCUGAUAUCAGGAGGCGCUCUCGGUAUAGAUUAAUAAGAGGAUUAGACAAAAUAAACUGUUGUGUGGAGUUCAACGUAGAACACUUUUCAGAUUAUUUGUACUGUGAGACUACAGUUCUCUGCUCCAGUAUUUGGAGUUUUUGAAUAAUCUGUUACAGAUAUUCUGUUUUCCUGGUUUGUAAAAGGAAUAAUGGCUUUGCCUUUACACUAUGAUUCAAUAAAACCAGUGAUUAUGAUUUUCUUUCGUUUUUGAAUUGAGAUUGAUGUUCUGGACUUUUUACCACUGUAUAAUCAAAUAUGUUUCAUUUCAAAAAAUAUAAACAAGUAACAGAGAUCCAUUUAUAU
Molecule: messenger RNA, 1904 nt
Organism: Daucus carota subsp. sativus
Lineage: Eukaryota; Viridiplantae; Streptophyta; Magnoliopsida; Apiales; Apiaceae
Product: catalase isozyme 2
Exons: 8
Coding region: 86-1558 (490 amino acids)
Biological process (GO): hydrogen peroxide catabolic process; response to hydrogen peroxide
Cellular component (GO): cytoplasm
Molecular function (GO): heme binding; catalase activity
Source: RefSeq, a predicted model, not a curated record